GCAGAGCUUGUUGACCUGGCAGAGAGCAUCCAGCAGAAAUUGUCAUAUUUCAAUGAGUUAGAAAACAUAAACACGAAGCUAAACUCCCCAACCUUGUCUGUAAAUAGUGAAGGAUUUAUACCAAUGCUUUCGAAAUUGGAUGACUGCAUUGAAUAUGUUUCUUCACAUCCCAAUUUCAAGGACUACCCAGUUUAUUUGGCCAAGUUUAAACAAUGUCUUUCUAAGGCUAUGCACUUUAUGAAAAUCCACAUUGUAAACACUAUGCAGAAUCUCACAAGCCAGUUAACAAAAAGGGAUCCAACAGGCUUGACCAACGCCGACAAUGCCUUCACACUUUACUAUGUGAAGUUUCGAGCAGUUGCACCUAAAGUUAGCUCACUGAUUGAACAGAUAGAACAGCGAGCAGAGAAGAUUCCAGAAUACUCUCGGCUCCUUGGUGAAAUCCAUCAGUGCUACCUUGACCAGAGACAGCAGCUGCUGAGUCCCAGCAUCACAUCCACCAUUACUGACCUGACCAACCAAAACAAAAAAGACCACUGUGCUCUG
This is a messenger RNA of Monopterus albus (swamp eel), 546 nucleotides long. RefSeq names its product conserved oligomeric Golgi complex subunit 3-like. The record is from RefSeq and is a predicted model, not a curated record. Gene Ontology annotation, biological process: intracellular protein transport; intra-Golgi vesicle-mediated transport; Golgi organization. The transcript is spliced from 6 exons. The annotation marks the transcript as partial. Lineage: Eukaryota; Metazoa; Chordata; Actinopteri; Synbranchiformes; Synbranchidae. Gene Ontology annotation, cellular component: COG complex; cis-Golgi network; membrane.